ACUAAGAAAGAAAGCAAGCUAAAAGAGAAUAAACCAUGAAGAGCCCGUACUGGCAAACGCUACUUAAAAAAACAAACAUGCUUCAAGUCAACGAAUUUACAUCCAAGAGCGGGGAAGUAAAAUACCUGCAGAGCGAGCUAGAAAACGUCCAUUUGGCGGAAGAUUUUGGUGCCAUUUUCUACAGAGCUAGAAGCAAAGAAGAACUUGAUGCUAAUUCGAUCACAUCUGUACUCAGUGGGUCGUCCUUACCUGGUUGGAUCGCUGAUAACUGUGCCGCACUUGAAAACUUUGAUUUACAACGUUGCUUUUCAAUCGUUAUAACAACAGAUAAACAAAACUGUAGUGCUAUUCACUUGGUGGCAAAUACGGCAGAUACCGCGUCAUGCUGGGUUAAUGGACUUCAUUGCCUCAUUCAAAACAGGGCUAAGGUUGCAGAAGGCGAGGCAAGGAGAAAUCUGUGGCUAGGAGAGAUCUUUAAGCAAGUUUGCCACGACAAGUACGAACAGUUGCCGUACGACGAUGUUCAGAACUUUUUCAAAACCCACAUUUCAUUGAAAAUAAACAAUGAAACAUUCCGAAGUAAAACGAAAGACUUCCUCCGGAUGAACAAGCGAAAAGAACGCCCAGAGGAUUUCACAUUUAAUAAGGAAGACUUUAUUGAGUUUUACAAGUUCAUUUCGAAACGAAAGGAAGUCGAUCUGUUGUUUAGAAACGUGUCAUCGAAUGGAGCCUGGGUCACGGUCGAUGAUCUUGAGGAUUUCAUGACGAAGGAUCAACGCUUUGACGUCACGCACAAGACAUGCAAGGAAUUAAUCAAGAAAUUCGAGGUUUCUCAACGAGGGAAAGCACAGUUACAGCUGGGAAUAGAUGGUUUUUUGUCUUUUAUUAACUCUCAACAUGCUAGUCUUUUUAACCCUGCUCAUGAGAAAAUCUACCAAGACAUGAAUCAACCCCUUUCGCACUACUUCAUAGCGUCGUCACACAACACCUAUUUGCUUGGACAUCAGUUGAAGGGGAGCUCCAGCGUGCAGGCAUAUCGAGAUGUCCUGGAGAGGGGGUGUCGGUGUGUUGAGCUGGAUUGCUGGGAUGGGGACGAUGAGGAGCCUAUAGUAUACCACGGCCACACCCUAACAUCCAAGGUCCUAUUCAAGGAUAUUGUGCAGGCAAUUAAAGAGAGUGCAUUUAAGGUAUCACCUUACCCUGUCAUAGUGUCUCUGGAGAAUCACUGCUCUGUGCAGUUCCAGAUAAAAAUGGCUGAACAUUUGAAAGGGAUCCUUGGCAGUCUGCUCUACACCACCCCUGUUGACUUCACUUUGGAUGCCCUACCCUCCCCAAAGUUUUUCCUGAACAAGAUUCUGGUCAGAGGAAAGACGGGAAAAAGCAUAGUUGAUGAUAAGGAAAUGGACAAAGAGAUUGAUUCAUUUGACAGAAAAGUUCAAAUCGAAAGAUCAGUGCAAGAGACAGACUUUCGAGGGAGUAAGGUAUCUAACAACAAUAGAACAUUAGCUGGACAAGAUACACCCAAAUCUCUUGAUGACCAUCUAUCAGUGGCUAGUCUGGGCCAAAAGCUGAGUCCACAAUCCAGCCCAAGAAGUAGACGCAGGAAAAUGAGCUGGUCUAGAGCCAAGGAACAUGUUGCUGAUGAAUUAUCACAGCUUAUCAACUACAUCUCUAAUGAAAAAUUCAAGAGUUUCAUUGAGUCUAUGGAAAUGGGUCACUUUUCACAAACACAUUCUUUUGUUGAGAGUGAAAUGCUGUAUUUCCUGGAUAAAAGUGCAUCUGAAUUUGUAGAAUUCAACAAGCAUCAGAUAAGUAGAAUUUACCCUGGCAACCUAAGGGUUGAUUCAAGUAACUACGACCCAAUUAAACCUUGGACUGUUGGAUGUCAGAUUGUUGCAUUAAACCAUCAGACAAAUUCAGAGGAAAUGCAACUACAUUAUGGCAAGUUCAGACAGAAUGGGAACACAGGAUAUGUUCUCAAGCCAAAAUUCCUCCGUGACCCAGAGUUGACAUUUGAUCCUGACCCACAGGAUGGAAAAUUCCCAGGUAUUCAACCCAAACGCCUCCAGCUGACAGUUAUCAGUGCCUUUCAACUGCUGGAAAUAGAAGAGUCCUGGUCUUUGGUCCGAGAUGAACCUGACCCCUACGUCCAGGUAGAAGUUCAUGGUGUACCUGCUGACAAGGCAACAUUUACCACACAUGGCCUUACCGACACCACCUUAAACCCUGUCUGGAAUGAAGAGUUCCAGACAAUUGUUCAUGUCCCAGAGCUGGCAAUGGUCCAAUUUGUGGUAUAUGAUGAGGACUAUGGAUUUGAUGAUUUUCUGGGGCAGGUUGUUAUCCCAUUUGAAUCUCUGAUGGAGGGCUAUCGGCAGAUCCAGUUGUUGGACAUGUCUGGUCUGCCACUUCCUGGCACUACUUUGUUUGUCCACGUCAAAAUAAGUGACACUGACUUGCAGGCUAUUAUCUAAGGAUCUAUCCACAGUCAGUCAGCCAAUAUAUCCCAGGCUUUCUGCCAAUGCAGAAGUGAAAUAAUUUUUUUGAAAUUACAGAAACUUGGACUAGCACAAAAAAAACAAGGUUAACUGUUCCCAAAAUGUAUAUUGAGUGUAGUAGCACCUCUAUUUACUCUCAAGUAACUCUUAAGUAGUUACCUCAACCUCUGAUGCAUAAAACUUAAAUGCAGUUAUAAUAUUCUGCUACUCUCGCAGACGAUUUACAAUUGCCAAAUCACCUUCUGGUUGCCACAUCUCUCACUGGCCAAUCAAAAAGCUCAAGCAAAAUUCAAUUAGUUUAAAUGAUAAAAGCCAGAACAAUGUUUAUCAGUUAGGAAUUGCUGACAAUAGCUCCCCUUAAAAUGGCAGUUUGCAUUGAAAAUGGCAGUGACCUACAGUAAUAAUAUUUGUGUAUCAAUGUAUAAAGGUUCAAAAAGGGGUAAAUACAAAAAGCCCAAAUAGUCGUGUUCGUAAACCAGUUUUUGGUUCAAAAAGAGGAAUACAGAAGGAUACUUGCAAAUAUGGUCCUUUUUUAUAUGCAAACUUACUCUUCAGAUCAUAUCUCCUUGUAUAAUAAUAUUGUGUUUGAAGUACAUUAAAUAAAAGAGAAAAGAAAAUCA
Messenger RNA from Nematostella vectensis (starlet sea anemone), 3115 nucleotides. RefSeq names its product 1-phosphatidylinositol 4,5-bisphosphate phosphodiesterase delta-4. The record is from RefSeq and is a predicted model, not a curated record. Gene Ontology annotation, biological process: lipid metabolic process; intracellular signal transduction. NCBI's taxonomy places the organism in Eukaryota, Metazoa, Cnidaria, Anthozoa, Actiniaria, Edwardsiidae. Bases 36 to 2471 code for a protein of 811 amino acids. The transcript has 2 exons. Gene Ontology annotation, molecular function: phosphatidylinositol-4,5-bisphosphate phospholipase C activity.